Molecule: messenger RNA, 1118 nt
Organism: Aaosphaeria arxii CBS 175.79
Lineage: Eukaryota; Fungi; Ascomycota; Dothideomycetes; Pleosporales
Exons: 1
Coding region: 172-807 (211 amino acids)
Cellular component (GO): U2-type spliceosomal complex; post-mRNA release spliceosomal complex
Source: RefSeq, a predicted model, not a curated record
UCUCGCAUCCUCUACGCGACGUCUCGCCUUCUCCAACUUCCAAACUUCUCCAAACACAGAUCAAUUUCCAACAACUAUUCCUGGAACCUCGAAUACAUUGCUUGGCAAUCCAAUCGUUUCGCAAUACUCGGUCAUCAGCGGUACCAAACCACACCGCGACAUCACAAAGCCAUGCCUUCACACGAAGCCCUCGCGGCCGCUUCCAACGACCGCAAAGCCCGCCUCGCACAGCUCAAGUCCCUGAAGAGGAAACAAGCGCCCACCGAAGACGACUCUCACAAUGACAGCCCCGACCCCUCCACAGCCCUCGUGCGGACAGAAGCAGAAGAAGAGCCGUCAGAACGCCCAGUGACAGAGGUAUUCCUGAGCGGCCGCAACUUCGACCCCACGACGCGAAACGUGCGCCUCGCGUUCGAAUCAGGACCCAUCGGCGACCCCACGCAGACGUUAGAGUACAAGGCGGCGCAGAUAGCGCUUUCGUCGAAGGAAGCGCAGGCGAAGGAGGCGAAGGAAGAUCAGCCGUUGGACCUGUUUAAGUUGCAGCCGAAGAGGCCGAAUUGGGAUUUGAAGCGCGACUUGGAGAAGAAGUUGGAGAGUGUGGAUGUGUGGACGGAGAAUGCCAUUGCGAAGCUUGUGAGAGAGCGCGUGGAGGGGCAGAAGAAGGCGAGGUCGGGGCAAAGGGUGGACGGGGAUGAUGAGCGUCAGGAGGUGGGCAUGGAGGGCAGUGAGCUUGUGGAAGCCAUGCAUUUGAAAGAGCAAGAAGAGGAGGCGGAGCGGAAACGAGGGGACGAGGACGAUGGGAGCUGAGUCGGUCGCAGUGCGAUGAGGAAAUUACACCAUUAGCCAGUCCCGUGUACAUUUACACAGCCUGUCGCCGUACAAGAGCCAUACUGAGUGUCGUGCGCCCUAUCAGGAUUAUACUUCACGCUGCGCUCAUGAAAAGAAGCCUAGAGAGGCGCGGAUACCCAUGGGGGAGAGCAAAGGGUUGAGGUAAUACAGAAGCGGGAUAUCAAUGUUUGGGUAUUAAAGUUCAGCUACUAUGCUAAGGUUGCCAUCAAACUCCAAUCCAAAAGUUGUGCACCAAUACCUAGCCCUAAUCCAAUAUUCUAAUACAUUUA